Messenger RNA from Magnolia sinica, 1095 nucleotides. Its product is annotated as zinc finger CCCH domain-containing protein 9. The record is from RefSeq and is a predicted model, not a curated record. The transcript is spliced from 2 exons. Lineage: Eukaryota; Viridiplantae; Streptophyta; Magnoliopsida; Magnoliales; Magnoliaceae. Bases 35 to 1066 code for a protein of 343 amino acids. Gene Ontology annotation, molecular function: mRNA binding; metal ion binding.
UUCGUUUGAUUUCCUCUUUUGCUUUCAGCAACAAAUGCAGAAGGAGAUCGGUCCCGCCAAUGGCGGCAUCAGAGCUGCCAUGUCGACUCCCAAUUUCUCUCAGAAUCAACGGCUCUCCGCAUCUCCUCAUAGAAACUCCGACGGUUGCGAUCUCACCAGUAUCUACUCCAUCGUACCUCCUCCCAAAGACUCUGUUCCCAACUCGAGCUCCAUUUCCAUAAGCCCAUCUUCAUGCUCCUGCGAUGAAGAGAACGCAAACGCGACGGAAAACCGCCUCUACCUAGCGACGCUCGCGUUACAAUACCACGAUUUAUACGAAAAGUACGGUGCGUGUCUCUCUCGUCUGCACGAAACCACGCAAGAGGUGGAGGCGCUUCGUCAGGAGAACACGAGGCUUCGGAUUGCGAACGGAGAUCUAAGCAAGCGGCUGAGCCUCUUGACGGGAAAACCGAGCUCGCUGCCGAGUCGAGUCGGCUCGCCCGGCUUUCAGCCGCUAUCAGUCGUGAAUGAUUUCCGGCGCCUUUGCGUGGGAGAUGGUGGACGCAACGGCCGGGCUUCGAGCGAGGUCCCGGAAACGAGUCCGACGAGCGUGCUUGGUUACGGGGAGAAUCGUUUCGAGAAGAAGAGCACGGAACGGGUUACACUGCCGAAGAGCAUCUCGGUACGGUCGAGCGGAUUUCUGAAGGUGAGUCCACCAAGUGGGAGUAACGCGAGUUCUAGUCGCGCCAACCGAUUCCGCCCCACAAGUCCGCUAACUGUCGGAUCGCAACGCGUAUACGUUCCUGGAGAGAAGAACGACGAGGCAGCGCUGGAGUUCGAGGUUUAUAACCAAGGCAUGUUCAAGACGGAGCUCUGCAACAAGUGGCAGGAGAGCGGGACGUGUCCGUACGGAGACCACUGCCAGUUCGCCCAUGGCAUCGGAGAGCUCCGACCGGUCAUCCGCCAUCCGCGCUACAAGACUGAGGUCUGCCGGAUGGUCCUCGCUGGCGACACGUGCCCCUACGGCCACCGCUGCCACUUCCGCCAUGCCCUCACGGAGCAGGAGAGGUUCGUGGGCCCCGCUUGAGCGCCAUUUAAAAAAAAGAAAAAAGAAAA